AUGGCACUUGCGGUAGUAACCACAGCUAAAAAGCUAAAAUACUAUUUCCAAAUCCAUAAUGUAGUAGUUAGAACUAAUCAGCCAUUACAAAAGGCGAUCCAAAGACCGGAAACCUCCGUGAGGCUCGUCCAUUGGUCCAUCCAACUCAGCGAACAUGAUAUAAGAUACAAACCCCGCCCAACUCUUAAAGCACAAGCCUUAGCGGACUUCGUAGCUGAAAUAACUCCCGGCGAAGCAGAACAGCCUAGACCAGAGCUCAUAUGGGAGCUUCACGUAGAUGGAGCUUCAAACGAGAAAGGAGCAGGAGUGGGAGCCAUCCUCAAAGGACCCGGAAAAGUCAAAAUCGAGUACGGAGUGAACAUCCGAUUCACUGCCAGCAACAACGUUACCGAAUAUGAAGCCUUAAUUGCUGGCCUCGGCCUAGCACUAGAGAUAAGAACGGAGAUCCUGAAAAUCUAUAGCGACUCUCAGCUAGUAUGGGAGAUCAUUCAAAUCCCAAGAGAAAAGAAUACCGACGCCAUCGCCAAAUCAGCAUCCGAAUUGGGAGACCUGUUCACAAGGCUGCAGUUAAAGGAAACCCUCGAGUUACCAAGCACCAAAGAAGAAGAAGUCAUGGCGAUUGACGAAACUGAUUCCUGGAUGAUCACGCUGAUCAAAUACUUAGAUCAUGGAGAAUUACCAACUGACAAUGUCGAAGCCAUCCAAGUCAUCCGUAAAUCCGCCAAUUACUCAUAUCACAACGGAGUUCUCUACCGAACCUCCUUAACUCAUCCUUGGUCGAGAUGUGUCUCGCCUGAAACAGGAGGCUCCGUCCUGAAAGAAAUCCACGAAGGAAUAUGCGGGGCGCAUAAAGGAGCGGUCACCAUAACAAGAAAAACAAUGCUCCAAGGCUAUUACUGGCCGACCAUCAAAGAAGAUGCAAAGGCGCUAGUAAAGAAAUGGGACAAGUGCCAGAGACACGACAAUGUCAGCCGUAGGCCAGCAGUACCCCAAGGAUCGCUGGAGAGCCCCUGGCCGUUCGUCACAUGGGGAAUUGACAUAGUAGGACCAUUCGAAACAGAAAAAAUCAAAUGA
Molecule: messenger RNA, 1074 nt
Organism: Mercurialis annua (annual mercury)
Lineage: Eukaryota; Viridiplantae; Streptophyta; Magnoliopsida; Malpighiales; Euphorbiaceae
Exons: 2
Coding region: 1-1074 (357 amino acids)
Molecular function (GO): nucleic acid binding; RNA-DNA hybrid ribonuclease activity
Source: RefSeq, a predicted model, not a curated record